Molecule: messenger RNA, 4887 nt
Organism: Sparassis crispa
Lineage: Eukaryota; Fungi; Basidiomycota; Agaricomycetes; Polyporales; Sparassidaceae
Exons: 20
Coding region: 1-4887 (1628 amino acids)
Biological process (GO): DNA damage response; protein polyubiquitination
Cellular component (GO): nucleus
Molecular function (GO): ubiquitin protein ligase activity; ATP-dependent chromatin remodeler activity; ATP binding
Source: RefSeq, a predicted model, not a curated record
AUGUUUUCCCAAACGACUUACCAUUCGUUGUCACUUCGUCGCAAAUCGUAUGCUCAGCCAGUACUGGAGGCUACGACUCUCUUGGCUCUCCUCGAGGCGAUCGCGGAUGAAAUUAGUGCACCACCAAAGAUAGGGAAGGGAAAGAAACGAGCCCCAUCUGAGACUGCAAUUGCUCAGGGACGACGCAAGCGAACCAAGCUUUCGCCUUCAGGUGCCGAUGAAGGAGAAUCCGUACAGCAGACCAUUCGUGUAUAUCAUCACAUCAUGGAGAUUGAAUACACGACAUUUGUUGAUCCGUCCACACCAGACCAGUAUGUUGACGAGGAGACCGCGGAUCAGUAUGGCUGGCGAGAAGACGAAGAAGCGGUCGCGUCGUGGCUGAAGACUCAUAUAUCUGAUCAAGACCAAACGACUGCCAUAGAUCUCGGUCUCGUGGUUCUCGAAUUGGACAAGUCAACUGGCGGAAAGACUUUGGUUGCAUACUCAAAGGAGUCCCUCCGAUUACUCGAACUCCCACCCAUAGACAAUGCCUUUGACGCAGACGCGCAUGACAUCCGUCUCCCUCAUCUUCGCAACCCAUUAGUCGCAUGCCAGAUUCUACACACUUCUGGUCGUGCUGACAUGUCCGCGCACCUGUAUCUUGUCCCGAAUGCGACAGAGACCGAGUCGUCAAUACUUCCGUUUCUUUUGCGCAUCGAGAUAGAGGUAUCCCUCGUCUUUCCCACAAUAUUUGCGCCUGUGCAACAUAAAACAAAAUGCGGUGCAAAUGAAGUCGAGGAAGCACAACGACGCGCCCUCCUGUAUAUGUUUCCCUCCCGUAUGCUGCCAAUAGAGUCCUUUCAUGGGGCCGUCGACAUUCCCCUUCUCUAUUCAGUUGUUGGCCCUGCGCCUCGUCUUCACUCAGAUUCUACGGAAGAAGAACUUCAGCCUGAGAAGCUGGUUCCGACGCUGCUCCCGUUCCAGCGCCGCAGUGCAGCAUGGAUGCUGGUACGCGAAGGCAAGCACGUGUUGGAAUCUGGUGGUAUCGUUUCCAAGUCGUCUGCAUCCGAAGGGUUGCCCCUGUUCUGGGAAGAAGUGCAAGUGGACGACGAUGUGCGCUGGUAUCUCAACCGACUCCGUGGCAUCCUGUCACCCGAAAGGCCGGAGAAAAAUGAGGCCCUCGGAGGGAUCCUCGCUGAGGAACCGGGGCUUGGAAAGACCCUGGAGUGCAUUGCAGUCGUCAUGCUCAACCCUGCCGUCGGUCGCGGGCCGAGUGUCAAAAGGUGGGACCCUGAGGCGAAGGUACAUGUGAAGGAGAUUAAGACCACGCUCAUCGUAACUCCCGCAUCUCUUGCUACACAGUGGGCAGAUGAGUUCGCCCUGCACGCGCCUUCUCUCAAAGUGCUAGUGUACGAGGGUUGGACGAAGGUCCCAGUACCAAUCACUCCUACCGACAUUGCGAUAUCGCGUGCCAGAAGGCAGCAAUCGAAGAGUAAAGGAAGGAACGUAACAGCCGAGAGUCAAAGCAACGACAAGGGGAAAGACAAGCUCCUUGAUGUCAUCGAAGUCGACGAAGAUGAGGUGGACAAUGACGACGAUCUUAUCGACUGGUGCAUACACGUGAAUACGUUUGAUGUGUGCAUCACGACAUACAACGUAUUGCAGCAGGACCUUGAUGUCGCGCGUGCACCUCCGACACGGCCUCACCGUACGAAUGUGCGAUACCACGAGAACGUGCGUACCCGCAGUCCGUUGGUGGUGUGUGAAUGGUACAGGGUCAUCAUGGACGAAGUGCAGAUGGGUGGUGGUAAAAAAUCUGAAGAAAUGGUGUCGCUCAUUCCGCGCCUCUCCUCUUUCGCAGUGUCCGGUACUCCUGCUCGUGCACACGUCGGUGAUCUCAUUCAUGUGCUUAAAUUUCUACGGGUCACUGACAUUGAUCGGCCUCGUUCUUGGUUACGCCUCCUUAAGCCAGGAUAUGUGAACGAGUUUGUGUCGUUGUUCCGCAAAUAUACGGUCAGGACUGUGAAGGCUGCCGUCAAGGACGAGCUGACAAUCCCGCGUCAAACGCGCUUCCUCGUUCCUAUCGAGCUAGGAAGAGUGGAACGUCAUGUGUAUGAUCAGAACAUGGAAAAGGCACUACUCGAGCUUGGCCUAGACAUGCGCGGAGUAGCCGUAAGAGAAGGGUGGGAAGUUAAUACUUCCGUCCUGCGAACGUGGCUGCGCAAGCUGCGGGGCAUAUGUACACAUCCGCAAGUCGGUCAGCUGCAGAACCAGGCGGAUAGAUUGCAUAAGCCUGGCGUGCUGAAGACUAUUGGAGAAGUCCUUGAGGGUAUGAAAGAUCAGAACUGGCGAAAUUUAUCCGACGAUCGCAAGGAAAAGAUCCAAGUAACGACUAGGAUCGCACAAAUGCUUCAGCGGAACGAUGACAAUCCCACUAAAUACCAGAAUGCUUUGGAUACCCUGUUGUCUGCAGAGAAAGAAGCACGUCAACUGAUAGCUGACAUAGAGGACGUAAUAACGGAGCACAACAAGAAGGGCGAGAUCCUCAAAGAAGAGACAAAGAAGCUUAGAGAGGCCCGUGGCCAAGGUGUUGCAGAACGUGAACUUGCGGCGACCCCAAGCAGCAAGGGCAAGGGAAGAGCUCGUGCCCGGAGCGAAGAUAUAACAAUGGAAGAUGACACGGACUCCGAUGACGAGGAUCUCCCUCACAAUCCCGCAGGCGAGGAGCACAAAACAAAGAAAUCCGCCCUGCAGCACCGUUUAAGAGAAUGCCGCAUCGCGCUGCACAAGGCGUUAUUCCUGAUGGGAGAUGUCUACCAUGUCUUGGGUGUUUCAUUUGCAGACAAAGAGAAUGAAGCCUACGCUGCUGCAGAGGAGCUGAGGCGGUUAUUGCUGAAGAGCACAGAGAAUGCUGCCCAGCGUGCCAUGGAUCAUGUAAAUUGCAGUCCUACUACUAAGGCACUCAAAGAAGAAGAUUUGUAUAUAGAAGUUCCGUAUCUUGGACAAGGAGGAAUCCGAUCGGCCGCACUUAUGGAGGAAGCAAAUAGAAUCAUAGAAGACUUACUCAACGAACAGUCUGCUCUCCUCUGGAAGUGGAGAGAGAAACUGAUCUCUUUGCUCACCAAAUCCUUGACUUCCGGCGAAGAGGCUGCUGACGGAGAAGAAUAUGCGCGCAGUCUUGAGACCCAGGGAGAGGCCGAAGCGUAUCUGCAAGUCUAUGCAGCGCUGUUGGCUGAUCGCAGAGAGGCGUUGAUGUCGGAACGCACGUUGCUGGAUGUUCAUGACGUGCAGGAAACCAAGAAGCGCAAGACCAGAGUGGCUCAACGGAUAGCCAUAAUGGAUCUGCUGCACGACGUCGAAGAAGCCGACUUCGUCCCACUCGAGAAGCUUCCUGAGGCUCUCCCUGAGCACGAGGUGUUGUAUAAGGAGCUCAACGACGAGCGAAAGACUCUUCUUGAGGACUUCGACUCGAAUAGAGCGAUUAAGUCUGUCAUGGUAGACCUCAACAAUGUCGCAGCACGGUUACCCCGGCAGGACGACCCAGAGAAGAUCCUAGCAAAAGACGGUGCUACGGAACUGCGUGGACUGAUUGCAGACCAAACCAAACUAAUGGAAAAACUGAGAACCGACCUGGCCCACUUGCGAAAGACUUUCAACGAGCGAAUUUCCUAUUUUCGACAGCUGCAAGAGAUCUCCGAUACUGUCGCCGAAGCAAAUUGGAACGGAAGCGUUGCCGUUGCGAUUGCGGUAGCUCGAGGCGAACAAGCUGCCUUGGAGGCCAAAAUCAACACCGGUCGUGCACGUCAUCGAUAUCUCCAGUAUCUCGCUCAAUCUCAGGAAGAAGGCAACGUGGACGAGGAUCAACGAGCUUGCGUAUUGUGCAGAUGUGAAUUCACGCGUGGAUACAUAACACCUUGUGCUCACGUUUUCUGUGAGGAGUGUCUGCGAGCUUGGCUGGGGCGACCAGAGGGUAAAGCCUGUCCAGUUUGCAGGGUGGCGCUCAAAGCGGAUCAGCUUCAGCGUUUCUCACUAGACCAGGAAUGCGAGCCCGUUCCGGAGGCGCCUCCGCGGCUUGUGAACAAUGAGCCGGCGCCCAAGUCCCGACGACAGAUACAGUAUAACUUGAUCGAUCCCAAGGUAUUUGAAGAAAUACAGGCAGUGGAGUCGCUGGGCAGCUAUGGGAGUAAGAUUCAGACGCUUGUGCGACAUCUGCUGUAUCUCGAGACUGUAGAACCUGGCACAAAGAGUAUUAUAUUCUCGGCUUGGGCGGACUCUCUGCACAUCAUCCAGCACGCGUUGGCGAGAAACAGUAUCUCUUGCAUUAGGAUUGACCAGAGCCACGCCAAGAAAAGUGCAGCCAAGAAAUUCCGUGAUGACCCCAAUAUCUCUGUACUGCUAUUGCACGGAGAACGUGAGAACGCAGGACUGAACGUGACGUGCGCGUCCCGCGUCUUCCUGGUUGAAAGCGUCGUGCAUCAUGCAUUCGAGCUGCAAGCUAUCGCGCGCAUUGACAGAAUGGGCCAGACAAGGCCAACUGAAGUGUACUGCUAUUAUGCAGAAGAAACCGUCGAGCGAAACAUUCUGGAUCUCGCAGCAAGGCAGGGUCAAUCUCUGUACACCAAGGACAAUUCGGGUGGGACGGUUAACGUGACUCCUUUCGCAAUGGCGUCUUCGGAAGACAAGACUGUCAUUGACUCGCCGGCAAAGAGGGGGCAGAAGGGUGACUUUGUCUUCAAGACUGAUGAUAUGCUGGCAAUUUUUUUCCCGCACCUAUUCGAGGAGGUCGAAUAUCUGCUGCCUCCGGAAGACCUUUCUGAUUCGAUCGCCGGUGAGCAGGUCGAAGACGCGGUUCGGCACCCUGCGGUAUCUGUCAAUGCUGAAGCAGGGCCUUCGCGUCUUGUUGAUUAG